AUGGGUGCUGCGAGGUUUCAGAACCCGCUCCAAGACAGAUGCGAUGGAAUGGACAGACAUGCUAAGUUUCCAAAGGGUUUACGACGAAACACAAACAUCAUUGCUCUCUCGAUAAGCAUUGGGCUGGCUUACUCGAUGUGCUGCACGUCAGAGCCANCUACUAAACACUUACCUGCCACCUCAAGACACGGAGACGACUAUCUCGUGCGCGCCUCUUUCGCCUACUCACACGGAGACAACUAUCUCGUGCUCGCCCCUUUCGCCUACUCGUCCGUGGUCCGGUGCUCGCCCCGUACUCGUGCUCGCCCCCUACGGCCCCGUACUUGCUCCGUACUUGCCCAGUACUUGCCCCGUACUCGCCCCGUACUCGUGCUCGCCCCCUACGGCCCCGUACUUGCCCCGUACUCGCCCAGUACUCGUCCAAGUACUUGCCCCGUACUCGCCAAAUACUUGCCCAGUACUCGCCCCGUACUCGCCCCAUACUUCCACGUACUCGCCCUGUACUUGCCCAGUACUCGCCCAAUACUUGCCCCGUACUCUCCCAGUACUCUCCCAGUACUCGUCCAGUACUUCCACGUACUCGUCCCGUACUCGUCCCGUACUCACCCCGUACUCGUGCUCGCCCCCUACGGACCCUCGAACAAGAUGUGUUUUCAUAAGUAUACCCUACACUUGUGUCGCCACAAGAGCAUGUUGGUCAAAACAUGCGAUCGAGAGACACUGGCCAGCAUGGCCCCCUUCUGCGACCACUACCAAGUCUUGAAAGAGUCCUCCAUCUGGCUCUGUGGUGGAACCUACUGCAAAAAGGACCAGGAAACUGCCAAUUGGAUCGAGAACGGAUCGGCCUUGCUGGAAGCUUGUGAUGAAGAUCUCCAAGACAAUCAGAAUCGCCUUAAGGACCUCUAUCGAGAGCUUGAAGAUAUUCAAGUUCGAAGAGAUGCUUGGGGCAUAUUGAUGGAGAACUUCACCGAGAAUGCACAAGGUAAGGACCAAGAGUACGCUCAAUUGAGAGAAACAAACGGAGAGAUCAAAAACAGACGCCUCCUUAUCGUGGGAGGUAUCAGGACAGCCAGACAGAAGCAGCAAGACACGAAACAACGUGUCUUCGACAUGUGCAAACAAGCUCAAGCUCUCAAGGAGGCCAAGAUGCGUAGAGUGGAACAGUAUGUCGAGGGACAGGCAAUGCAACCUCCCCCUUUCAUUUCACCACAAGCCGCUCCCAGAACCGACAACUUGGUGCAAAGAAGAAUGCUCAGUCGCGCAGAUUCUGGCCUUUGGGAGGGUGGAGACUUAUCUGGUACUCCCUGUCGCACUACCACCAAUGCCAUCUCUCCGACCAAGCCUACGUCGAGCAAGCCCUUCCAAGCACAAAUGGACUACAGUCCUCCGACCUUGGCACCGGCCUUCUCAUUCACGAACCAACAGGCGACUGUUGAGCGCAACCCCUCACCACCUAAGAAGAGACGUGGAAGACCACCCAAGAUUAAGCCCGACGCCUCUGCACCUGGAUACUCUUACCAGAUCUCACCCACCUCCGCCAAUACCACUGGAAAGUCUACUGCCGAAUACGAGAGCAGAAAGCGCAGAGCGACAAAGACUGCCAAAGCCAACGUUUCACCUGCUCAGAAGUUGCCAUCAUCAGGCACACGCCGUAGCGGUCGUGUUAAGCAGAAAAUCAGCUAUGCUGAAUCUCCCACCUCCUCCCCCGAACGCCCUCUCCCUGAGCGAUUUGAUGCUGGAAUGGAGUCCGCAGCUGUCAACGAGCCUGGAAGACCAACACGAGUUGGCAGAGUCCCAAGCAACAAGAGAUAUUACGAAGAAGAAGUGUACACUCCCGAUGAGGAGGAUGAUCGCUACGAUGCAAGAAACGAUGGCGAUUGGCAAGGCAAUGAUGGCAUGGGAGAAGAUGACAUGGAUAUCGAUGUGCCUCCUGCUCAGCAAGAACGCUGGACUACGAAGCGUGCCGCGACCUCUCCACCAAGAGAUCCACGACUUCUCAAACGCCAGAACACCACAGCCUACCAGGAUGUUAGACACAGUGACUUCGAUCACUAUGGCGAACAAAGCCCCGAGAAAAGCUACAGACAGUACAAGUCUCCAGGUCAGGGCCAUGGAUGGUCUUACUUGGAGAAACCUAUCAUCCAACCUAAUUCUAGAACUGCAUCCAACAGGUCCAACAAGCAACCUUUGGCAGCUUCGCCUAAGCUGUCUUCUCACAACACCUACAUAUCUGUAUCUCCUCAAGUCAACCGCAACGGUCGUUACAACACCCCUCCAUACAGCAGCAUCAGAAACGGAAAGACAUCGACUCCUCACUAUCAGACCAGCCCGCUCGCACAGGAGAUGGUCCUUGCGUCUAUGGAGGUUGGAGGCCAGCAAGACAACGGCCGUGACCUCUCGCCUAUGCGUCGUUCCGACAUGCUCAAUGGUCUCGGAGAAGCAGUGAUGUUGGAACCAGUCGACGACUUCGACGAUGCCAACUACGAUUUUGACGUUGGCGCUAUGAGCAGACAGGUCGCUGAGCUCGACGCCCAGCAAAACUAG
Molecule: messenger RNA, 2544 nt
Organism: Aureobasidium pullulans EXF-150
Lineage: Eukaryota; Fungi; Ascomycota; Dothideomycetes; Dothideales; Saccotheciaceae
Exons: 2
Coding region: 1-2544 (847 amino acids)
Source: RefSeq, a predicted model, not a curated record